GCCACCCAUGAGGUCUUGACUCAAUACGCUGCGCCAACAGACUGCGCGGUAGAGGCAACACGUUUCAGGGACCCCACAACACUAACUAGGCGCAUGUUAAUAACUACAUAGCUAUUGAUCGCCUAACGUUUUGCAAGUUAUUCUGCAGGGUUGUCUUCAAUUCCAACAUGGGAAAAAGAAGCAGACAGAGACAGAAAAACCAGUCUUCGGGAGUGGGACGAGACAACAGAGACAAUGGUAGCUGGGGAGCCGGCUAUGCUGAUAUCGUUAAGGAGAACCAACUCUUUGAAGACUACUACAAGGAGCUGGGUUUGGUGCCGGAAGGGGAGUUUGAACAGUUUAUGGAUGCCAUGAGGGAACCUUUGCCUGCAACCAUUCGCAUCACUGGAUACAAGAGCCAUGCCAAAGAGAUUCUUCAUUGUCUCAAGGAGAAGUACUUCAAGGAGAUCCAGGAGGUGGAGAUUGAUGGUGUGAAGCUGGAGGCUCCGACGCCUCUCAGCUGGUACCCAGACGAGCUGGCAUGGCAAACCAACAUGAGCAGGAAGAUCAUCAGGAAGUCUCCACUGCUGGAGAAGUUUCACCAGUUCCUGGUCAGCGAGACGGAGUCGGGUAACAUAAGUCGUCAGGAAGCGGUCAGCAUGAUUCCUCCUCUCCUGAUGAAAAUCGAAUCACACCACAAGAUCCUGGACAUGUGUGCCGCCCCAGGCUCCAAGACCGCCCAGCUGAUCGAGAUGCUGCACGCCGACAUGGACGUGCCUUUCCCAGAGGGCUUUGUGAUCGCCAACGACGUGGACAACAAGCGUUGCUACCUGCUGGUGCACCAGGCCAAGCGCCUCAACAGCCCCUGCAUCAUGGUGAUCAACCACGACGCCUCCAUCAUCCCGUCCCUGCAGGUGGCCACCGACGGCUGGAGGGAGGCGCUCUUCUACGACCGCAUCCUCUGCGACGUGCCCUGCAGCGGAGAUGGCACAAUGAGGAAGAACAUAGACGUGUGGAAGAAGUGGACCACGGCGAACAGUCUGCACCUCCACGGGCUGCAGCUGCGUAUCGCGAUCCGCGGCGUGGAACAACUGGCCGUGGGCGGGCGGAUGGUGUACUCCACCUGCUCCCUCAACCCCAUAGAGGACGAGGCGGUGAUCGCCGCCCUGCUGGAGAAGAGUGAAGGCGCUCUGGAGCUGGCCGAUUGUUCUGCUGACCUGCCCGGUCUCAAGACGAUGCCCGGCGUCUCCAGCUGGAAGCUCAUGACCAAAGAGGGCCAGUGGUUCAACGACUUCUCUGAGGUCCCCUCCAGCCGCCACACCCAGAUCCGCCCCACCAUGUUCCCGCACACGGACAAAGACAAACUGGCCAGCUUCCACCUGGACAGAUGCAUGAGGGUCCUGCCUCAUCACCAGAACACGGGGGGGUUCUUCCUCGCUGCCUUGGUGAAGACGGCUCCCAUGCCAUGGAACAAAAGAGCCCCCAAGCAGGCGAGGAAGGAGCCCUCCGCAGCCCCCGCCCCCGUCCCAGCAGAGGCCGCCCCGCCCACAGAAGAGGUCCCCCCCGUGGGAGGGGAGGACGCCCCCCAGGGGGACCAGCCCGCCCCGGCCCGGGAGGCUGCGUGUGGGCCUCCACCUCACAAGAGGAAAAAGAUGUUCGGCUUCAAAGAAGAUCCCUUUGUGUUCCUCAGUGAAGACGACCCGGUCCUAGCUCCUAUUCAGUCCUUCUAUGACCUGUCCCCAAACUUCCCCAAGCUCAAUGUCCUGACUCGGUCCCACGAGGGAAAGAAGAGGCACCUCUACAUGGUGUCUAAAGAACUACGAAACGUCAUGCUCAACAACAGCGAGCGCAUGAAGGUGAUCAACACUGGAGUGAAGGUCUGGUCCCGCAACAGCGACGGGGAGCAGUUUGGCUGUGCCUUCCGCCUGGCGCAGGAGGGCAUCUACACGCUGUACCCAUACAUCCGCUCCAGGAUGGUCACGGUCAGCGUGGAGGACAUCAAGGUCCUGCUCACCCAGGAGAACCCCUUCCUCAGCAAGCUGCAGAGCAAAGCCCACGCCCAGGCCAAGAGCCUAGGCAUGGGGAGUAUCGUGCUGAGGUACCAGCCCAACCCAGAGGAGCCGUUGGAGCCCCAGUGCCCCAUCGAGCUGUGCGGCUGGAGGGGGAAGACGUCCAUCCGCGCCUUCGUCCCGCGCAACGAGCGCUUCCACUACCUGCGCAUGCUGGGAGUGGAGGUGUUCCGCGACAAGUCGGGCCAGCGCGGAGCGCCGAGGGAGGGCGGAGAGGAGCCGAAGGAGGGGGGAGAGGAGCCGAGGGAGGGGGGAGAGGAGGUGGAGACGAAGGAGGACACCGAGAUGGCCAGUGGGGACAUCGUGGGGGACUCUGAAGGAAAGAUGGAAUCGGACCAACCCUGACUGGGACAGGGAGGCGGAUGCCAGGGCGGGGUGCCAGGUGCCCUCGGGCAACCCCAAAUGUCUUGAGGAAAUUAUAAUGAACUAUUAUAGCGGGAUUCUCCCAAUUAAGGAUUGGACUAUGUAAUACUUGAUCCCUCAAAUGAGCUGGGCGUUCUAUUCCAUACUGCGCCGUUUGUUUUAUUAUUUUUAUUUUUAGUAGAAACUAUUCCACUUUUAAAGUGGCCGCAAUGUUUCAGUUUGUGUUGUAUACGGUUAAAGAAUGGUUUAUUUUCUGCCGUUUUACUUUUCUAUGCCUGUAACUGUUGAAGAACACGAGGUGUUGAUUAACAAGACGAAACAUUAAAAUCCUUACAUUUCGUCCGUUCAUAGCCUUUUGUAUUUCUCCAAGUCACACAUGCCAAAGAUGAAGCAGAAUGUGAUUGUGCAAAGAUCGAAUUUAGACAAUAUAAUUUUGUCCCCCGAAAUGCUUUGGGUGCAUGGACCAACUUUUCAAUCUAUUAAAAAGGCGUUAUUCAACUUGG
Gadus morhua (Atlantic cod) is the source of this 2914-nucleotide messenger RNA. RefSeq names its product NOP2/Sun RNA methyltransferase 2 (gene nsun2). Gene Ontology annotation, biological process: tRNA methylation. Gene Ontology annotation, molecular function: tRNA binding; tRNA (cytidine-N5)-methyltransferase activity. Gene Ontology annotation, cellular component: nucleus; cytoplasm. The record is from RefSeq and is a predicted model, not a curated record. The transcript is spliced from 19 exons. Bases 168 to 2393 code for a protein of 741 amino acids. NCBI's taxonomy places the organism in Eukaryota, Metazoa, Chordata, Actinopteri, Gadiformes, Gadidae.